Merops nubicus (carmine bee-eater) is the source of this 912-nucleotide messenger RNA. RefSeq names its product ectonucleoside triphosphate diphosphohydrolase 8 (gene ENTPD8). Gene Ontology annotation, biological process: nucleoside diphosphate catabolic process. The record is from RefSeq and is a predicted model, not a curated record. NCBI's taxonomy places the organism in Eukaryota, Metazoa, Chordata, Aves, Coraciiformes, Meropidae. Gene Ontology annotation, molecular function: UDP phosphatase activity; GDP phosphatase activity. Gene Ontology annotation, cellular component: plasma membrane.
GCUCUGGACCUUGGCGGGGCUUCAACCCAGAUCACCUUCUAUCCUGGGACCACCCUAGAUGACAGCAGCACAAGAGCCCUCCUCAGGCUGUAUGGGACCAACUACUCCAUUUACACCCACAGUUACCUCUGCUACGGCCAAAAGCAGGCCCUGAAGAUGCUGAUGGCAUCCUUACACCAGGACAGCCUGUCUCCCCAGCAGAUAUCCCACCCCUGCUACCCCAAGGGCUAUCAGGAGAACGAUCCCGCGCUCCACCCCAGCCCCUGUGUGCAGGCAGCCAGCACACCCAGCCCUGCACAGCUCCUCACGGUGACGGGGACAGGGGACCCAGCAGAGUGCAGCAAGGCUGUCCAGAAGCUCUUCAACUUCAGCUGUGGGGCCAACAGGACGUGCGGGUUCAACGGGGUGUAUCAGCCACCCCUGCGGGGACAGUUCUUCGCUUUUUCAGGGCUUUAUCACAGCCUUCACUUGCUGAACCUGACUGGGGGACAGUCCCUGAGCUUGGUCAAUGACACCGUUUGGCAGUUCUGCAACAAGAGCUGGGAGGAGGAGGAGUUCCCCACCAUCAACAGGCCCCACCUCCGUGACGCCUGCGCCGCCAGCUCCUACACCCUCACCCUUCUCCUGCAAGGCUUCAAAUUCAACCACACGACGUGGCGUAGCCUCCGCUUCGUCCAGCAGGUUGCUGGUGCAGACGUGGGCUGGACUCUGGGCUACAUGCUCAAUCUCACCAACAUGAUUCCAUCAGAGGCUCCCCAGAAAGUUGUAGGGCUCCAGAGAAGCAACUGGAUAGCAGCCACAGUUCUACUGGCCGUCAUGUUCAUCCUCAUCUUCUGCCUGCUCACAGUCAUGUCCUGCCAGAAGAGCUCCUCUGAUUAUGACAGACGCCACACUUGUCCUGCUGCCACACUU